AUGGAUGAAGAGGUUGAGGCCAUUGUUUUUGAUGGAGUGGCAAGAGCUGUAGCUCAAGAUCCACGCAUGGCUGCCUCUCUUCUGCGGGAAAAGAGUGCAGGUCCUAAUUUUCAAUCCUUACGUGGAUUUGAAGUGAUAGAUUCCAUCAAAGCAGAGCUAGAGUUUGCCUGCCCUGGAAUUGUUUCAUGUUCUGACCUCCUUGCAAUUGCAGCUAGAGAUUCAGUGGUUUUGACAGGAGGGCCAGCAUGGCUGGUACGGUUGGGAAGGAAGGACAGCAGAACUGCAAACCAAAAACUAGCAAUUGAUAGCUUACCUCCUCCUACCUCAAAUGUUUUCACACUCAUUGAAAAGUUUAAGAAUGUUCGUCUCACUCUAGAAGAUAUGGCUACACUCUCAGGUGCUCAUAUAAUAGGCAAAGCACGGUGUUCCUCAUUCAGGGAUAGACUUCAGAGUCAGCCAGAUCCCACACUUGGAAAUCGACUGCUUUCUUCAUUGAAGCAACUCUGCGGCUCGAACAACACCAAUCCUCUCACUAAUCUAGAUUUGAAAACUCCUAUUACAUUUGACAAUGGGUACUAUAGAAACCUUCCUUCUAGGGAAGGACUUCUGCACUCUGACCAGAUACUUUAUUCCACUGACGAGAGGACCAAGAACUUGGUUGAAUAUUACAUACAAAACCCAGAGGCGUUCUUCCCUAACUUUAAGGUAUCCAUGAUAAAGAUGGGAAAUAUCCGGCCUCUUCUCGACAAAGAUGGUGAAGUACGUCGAAAUUGCCGCUUUCCUAAUUAAUCUCAUAUGGCUGUUAUGAAUGGUAAUUGUUAUUAGUUCCUGCCGCUAGGCAGGAUACUUUUGCAUUCACCUGGAUCAAUUUAUUUUUUUCAGGUGACCAAUCAGCUGUGACGAUUUUUAAAAAUUUGUGUCAUGUUGUAUAGUUUAAAUAUUUAUACAUAUUUAAAUAAUUUAAAUAACAUUAUUUAUUUGCUUUCC
This is a messenger RNA of Cryptomeria japonica (Japanese cedar), 987 nucleotides long. RefSeq names its product peroxidase 40-like. Gene Ontology annotation, biological process: hydrogen peroxide catabolic process; response to oxidative stress. Lineage: Eukaryota; Viridiplantae; Streptophyta; Pinopsida; Cupressales; Cupressaceae. The transcript has 5 exons. Bases 1 to 789 code for a protein of 262 amino acids. The record is from RefSeq and is a predicted model, not a curated record. Gene Ontology annotation, molecular function: peroxidase activity; heme binding.